GAUUGUCAGUCGGGAGGAACGCAUAGUGGUGAGUGGUGAGUGCUCAGUGUUGGCUGAGUGCGCGCGGUGGCGAAAUGCGAGCCAUAAGUUGUGUGUUGGGCGCGUGUGUGGCGCUGGGCGUAUGUGCGCUGGCCACCCUGGCAUGCGAGCCUGAUAAGAUGACGCUCUACCGUGUCGUGUUGCACACCUACUGGACGCGUCAGCUGUUUCCCAAGCACUAUCCUGACUGGAGACCGCCGGCUCAGUGGAGCAAACUUAUAGGUCGCAGCCACGACGCCAGCUACUGGCUGUGGCGCGUGGGGCGACGAGCGUCGCCGGGCGUCAAGGAGCUAGCUGAGACGGGCGUCGCGGAAGCAUUAGACGCUGCCGAGGCUCAGGGCGAUGCCGGCGUUUUGGAUGCGUUUCUGGCGCCGCCUAUAGCCCAGGGCGCCGGACGAACGGAGACGCAGUUUUUUGUAGACGGAAACCAUACGAGGGUGUCGUUAAUGGCGAGAAUGGUGCCUUCGCCUGAUUGGUUCAUAGGUAUCGACUCAUUCGACCUCUGCGUCGAUGGGAACUGGUUGGACAGCAUAACAAUAGAGGCUGAUCCAAUGGACGCUGGUACAGACAACGGCUUUACGUUCACGGCCCCGAAUUGGGCGACAGAACCACAAGGCGUCGUCUACAGGGUGACCAGCCGUUACCCCCCGCACCCCGCCGGCUCAUUCUACUACCCCUACCUCAAGCGCCUACCGCCAAUCGCAACUUUCCAAUUCAUCAAGUGGAAAGAAUACGAGCUGAGCGAGAUUUUCCACCACGACGAAGACGACAAGCGAUAUGAUCUGAUGCGACUCGACCAGAAGAACACGAUUGGACAAAACAACCUGGACAACGACAUACAAAUCCAAAUGGAAGCCGAGAGACGCGAACAGGAGAUGCGGCUGCAACAACAACACCGCACACUCACAAAUUCGACUGCAAGCACAUUGGUUGCAGCUCGGCCUUCAAUGGCGGUUCCUGCGAUGGUGGCCAGAGGUGACAAGGACGCCAUUCUCAACUCAAUUGUGGAAACCUACCACAAUCAGGAACCGCAAAAGCUCAAAACAAAAAUCAAGAAGCCGCUAAGAAAAUUCAAAGGCGGCGGCCGCGACUGCAAGGUGAGUGAAUGGGGAGCGUGGGGCGCGUGUAGCGCGUCGUGUGGCGUGGGCGAGAUGACGCGACAGCGAACGGUCGAGCGACACGCGCGCCGUAGCGGCAAACCGUGUCCGCCCCUCAUGCAGACCAAGUGGUGUGGUGCCGGCCAAGAUUGCCCCACCGACUCCUACUUCACCUGGUAAUCAGCGCAGUGCAGUGCAGUCGCAGCUCAUUCCAAUCAAACCGACAGUAUUUGCUCCACGGUCAGCAGUUGUCAUCUCUACCCGAUAGAUUUGUUUUUUUUUCAAGUCUGACCCACUAGCCAAACCAAUACAAUGCAAACAACCCCAUAAAAUGAAUGUACUGACCCUUUUGAACGGAGUAACGAAUUAAAAUAAUCUGGAUUCGGGAGUGCCUCAACACUGCGAUAUUUCAAUUUGUCUAGUGUAUGAACAAUAUCGUACCAAAAUGGUUCUUUUCAAUUAAGUUUUAGAGGGAAUGUUAGGAUUUGCUUUUAAAUGGCAAUAUGUAAAUAUUUAUUGAACAGAAAAUUGAACUUGAUAUUCUUGAAAGUGAAAUGUAACCUAUAUCUUUUGGAAAUGUUACUGUUUACAACAUUUGGGAGAAGAGCAGUUUUCGGCUGAGACUGUUGGUUUCUCCUACUCAUUGGUAAAUGCUCUGUAAUUGUAUUGAUAAAUGAAAUUAUUUGAAAUGUGUUGAUAAUUUUGGAUAAUUAGCACAAAAAACGAAAAUUUGAAAUACUCGCACAUUUGAAGUAUCGCACUUACGAAUGACACUCGAUUCCCGCACAUCAGUAUCAGUGAAAGUGAUGGGCAAGUUGAAAUAUAAUUACCACGAUUUCUAAUUGGACUAUUCCCACUCAGCACGUGCGAGCGAGUAUGAAUAUUGUCCGAUUAGAACCUAUGAGAAUAAUAUUUUUAUUUUACCGGUCACUUUCACUGACCGAUGAAUUAGUGGCAAUCUAGCUUAAAGGAUAGACACUUAGCAAAGUGACUACCGACCUUUAUACGUGACUAUACGUACUCAUUUUAGUUUUCUUCAAAUUGUCAUGACCUUGGCCAUAACAUAAUAAAGACUCUCAAGCGCUUCAAAAUGCAUAUUGUGAUGUCAAUGAAGUCUUAUUAAUCUCAUAAAUCUCAACAAUAAUUUUUAUCAAUUUAAAUCAAUAUUUCCGUAUGUUAUUCGUUUAUCUUUUGAACUGAUGUAAUAUUUUUUUCUUAAUCUUGUCUGUAAAUACUUGAUUAAAAUAAUGGUGAGAAUAGGAAUGGGAAUCUUGGAAUGGGAGGGUUCAGUCAAUUAGUAUAUAAUAUUCAAGCUGCUCUAAUACAUACUGCGUUGAGCAGAGCUACCAUUUUUUCUUGAAUAGUAUAUUGUUAUUGGGUUUUAUUAAUAAAAACUUGCAGAAUUAUGAAAAUGAAGGCACUUGAAUGAAUUGGUUCAUCCUACGGAAUUGCAUUUUUAAUUUUAAGCAAUAACUCACUACUAUUCUAUUCAUUUUAGUUAAAUAAUCGUUCAAAUAGUCAUCCGAGUAAAACUUUUUUAUAAUGAGAGAAGUGGAAUAUAGGCUAUACCGUACGUCUGUACAGUGAAAGUACAAUUAUAUUUUUCCUUCACAUGUAUCACAAUUUAUAAGAAAUAUUCAUGUGAUGUGUGAGUUAAUCACAAAUUUUAUUGAUGAGAUUUAUCAACUAGUAACCAGAAAAUGAGGCGUGAAUAGAAAAUUUUUACACAUCAUUAAUCAUUUGUUGAUUAAUUCAUUACCAUUAUUUUUGUAAAUGGAAGUCUAGUGAGUAUUUUUGCGCAUUGACAAAAAUCUCUACAGGCUCAUGUGAAUAAAAAUGAAUGCAAGAAAAUUUGUGAUUGUAUCAAAACUGCCUGUUGUAUAUGAAACUAUAUGUACUGUAUGAAUGUAUUUUGAAAAAAAAUUGUGAAAGUGAAUAGUGCAAAAAUCCAUGUCAUGUAAAAAGUUGAACCAUUAUUCCAGCCAUCCAUCAAACAUUAGUAUAGUUUCGAUUGACAUAAUUUCUAAGUUUUUGAAAGCUCAUAAUAUAGUUAGAAUUUUAUAAUAAUAAUAAUACUUACUAUUAUUAUUAUUAUUAUUACUACCGUAUCAUCAUCGGCAGAUCAAUAGUUCAUUAUUGUGGAAUCAUUAGCUUAUGUGAGCCAGCAUAUUUUUAUGCAUGGGAAAAAUGUUUUUGGAUGAAAGUUGCAUUCAUCGAUAAAUUGAGAAACUCUUUUUGAUGUAUUAAACUAGCAGGAUUCAAAUGAAAACUAUGGGAUGAACCUGUUGUAGUUUAAAAGUUUUUUAAAUUGGAAUUGUAAAUUUUCUAAUAAAACUUAGUAUUAACAAAAUAAUAAACGUGUAUUAUCAAUUUAGUGUGAAGUAAUAAAUGUAUUUUUAA
Messenger RNA from Nilaparvata lugens (brown planthopper), 3536 nucleotides. RefSeq names its product spondin-2 (gene mspo). The transcript has 7 exons. NCBI's taxonomy places the organism in Eukaryota, Metazoa, Arthropoda, Insecta, Hemiptera, Delphacidae. Gene Ontology annotation, biological process: cell adhesion. The coding region runs from base 75 to 1316 and encodes 413 amino acids. Gene Ontology annotation, cellular component: extracellular matrix. The record is from RefSeq and is a predicted model, not a curated record.